This is a messenger RNA of Cydia pomonella (codling moth), 7736 nucleotides long. RefSeq lists its product as uncharacterized. The record is from RefSeq and is a predicted model, not a curated record. Gene Ontology annotation, cellular component: nucleus. Gene Ontology annotation, molecular function: DNA-binding transcription factor activity, RNA polymerase II-specific; RNA polymerase II transcription regulatory region sequence-specific DNA binding. Gene Ontology annotation, biological process: regulation of transcription by RNA polymerase II. Bases 169 to 6207 code for a protein of 2012 amino acids. Lineage: Eukaryota; Metazoa; Arthropoda; Insecta; Lepidoptera; Tortricidae. The transcript is spliced from 3 exons.
GUACCCUUCAUGGAUUUUUCGAAACCUUUUUCAUGAUAAUUAUUUCGGUUAAAUUGAAUAGCUGGAGCUUUUAUCAUUGAAAUAUCCUUAAUAUAGAUACGUGAUGGUGCCCGUGUUACUAACGUCGUACAAUUAUAACAUUAACGGCUAAUUUACUAUCUAAAAGCAAUGGCGGACGACAUAGACAUUGAAGAGCAUGAUGUGCUGGACAGUCUGCGCCGGCGCCAUGAACAGCCUGACCCUUCUAUCGUCAAGUCUGAGCCUCUGGAGAUUGAGUAUGAAGACCCAAAUUAUGAAGACCCCAACUACGACCACCACCAACAGUGGGACUGGGACAAAGAUAAAGUGGAAAUAAAGAUAGAACCACAUACAGACGAAGAGUUUCGAUUCGGCAAAAUUAUACUCGGCAGCAAACCGACCCAGCUACCCGAGGAAAAUGACCAGGAAACUCCUGGCGGCAGCCAAGUUAGCGAGGAGGAAUAUAAUUACAAUAUGUCACUAGUUUUAGACGAUUGGGGUCCUGUUUUAGACAGAAGUGAUUGCUAUUGCAAAAUAUGUGAAAUCCUUUUUGCUACAGUCAACGCAUUAGACGCCCAUAAAAUGAUCGCCCAUUCCUUCCUUGUAGCCACGGAUAAACAGCCAAGCCCGGAAAGAAAUAAGGCAUUCAAAAGCACAGCCAAACCUAGUAAUGUAGUAAGUAAUGAUAACACUUGUAGAAUAUGUCAUUUCCAAUUCAAAGGGACUGUUGGCAAAUCAAAUCUAUUAAGACACUACAAAAAUAUCCAUCGGGUUGAUCCAAAAACCGUAAACACCAGUGACUUUAAAAGUUGGAGGAUUUGCAACCAUUGCAAUUUAUAUUUUCCGAAUGAUACUUCUUUAGUGAAACACUUGUAUGAAUUGUUGCCUUUAAAUAAUAAAACUCCGACUAAAGAUGAUAAAAGGAAUGUUGGACAGGCGGUGAUACCCAAACCGGUGUCAAAUGUUGUCAGAAAUAUUCCUAAAGCAGUCAAAUCUACAACUAGUAAGACUUCAAAUGUUUCACUUGUUAACUCUCCAAAUAAAAAAGAGGUAACAUCAGUGACUCCUAUGCCAAACCGAAUUAUAUUAGGAUCUAAACCUAUGGCAGUUAAAAGUGAAAAUAUUAAUGAAACUGACGACCCAAACAAAAGAACAUGUGAAAGGGAAAAGAAAUUUAAUUCGGAAAACCAGAAGCAGCCUAAUAAGAUCAAGUUGACAGAUACAAAAGUUAGGUACAAAUGUCUCUUAUGUAAUGAAAUUUUCACAACUGAGUAUGGAGUAAAGAAACACAGGAAAAAACAUCCAUCCAGGAUGAAAAGGAAACGCAUUUUCGUCAAAUUAGUCAACAAAAUAAACAAAGUCAUAGUGAAUCCUCACUUGAAGAAAGAACCUGUUAAAGUGAAGCCAAACUUGAUAAAGAAAGAAACACAAGUGUAUCCAUCAAAGGCUAUCGUUAAAAAAGCUGUUGUUGAAGAAGACAAAGGUAUAAUAGUUUCCAAAUCAACUUUGUUUAAAUGCAAUAGAUGUUCCGUUCAUUUUUUGACUUGCACUGGGGCUUGCCAACACUCCAUAGUGUGUGAGACAUCUUCCAACAUCCGGGACUGGGCCUGCCCGCUGUGCCAGCGAGUCUUCAAGAAUGCAGAAAAAGCUGCGCACGAGUAUCAACACAAAAUGUUAAAAGCCCACACGUUUAAAGUGUAUGUAGUGUAUUUAGAAAUGAUCGUCCGGAUCCUUUGCCAGUGUCCAAAUUGCUUCGUCUGUUUUGAAGAAGACAAAUUCUGGAGACAUGUCAACGGUGGAUGCAAUGACACGGCUUCUUAUUAUUGCAAUGAAUGUAGAUUGCCAAUUGACAUCCACUCAAAGGCCAAUCAUGAUAGCAAACAUAAGCAGGGAGACUUCACCCGGGAUGACUUUAUUAAGAUCGAUUAUGUUUCUUCCAAGCCCGUAGGUGUUCCAAAGAAAAUCGAAACUGAAGCCAUUGAAGAAAUAAGAAGCCCCGUGAAAGUAAAGGUUGAGAGCGGGACGCCGAGAAAGGGACUGAAACGAAAAUUGGAGUUGCCAGCGGUCCCACCCAAAAAAAGGAAGGGGCCUACGCAUGAACUCAUUUUGUAUUAUUGUCAAUUUUGCAAGGCAUAUUUGGGGAACAAAUCUGAUAUACACAUAAGUGGGAGCUGUAAAACGAGACAAAAAGGAAGACGAGGGUUAUGUAAAAGUUGUGGAAUAUACUUUAGACAAUCAUAUUACUUGAAGCACAUGUCCUUGCACGUUAAAAACCCCAAUCUAACUAUUGCCGACAUCACUUUCUUUAAGUUGGCAGAUUUGAAGAAGACAAAGCCAGUGCAGGUACUCCAUCCGUGCAAGGCAUGCAAAGUGCACUUCUUGACUAAGUCAGUCCAACGUGUUCACAAGUGCGAAGAAACAGCCAGCACCACCUGUCAGAUAUGUCAAAAGAAAAUAGAGAUAGAUCUGUUCGAUGCACACAUGCGAAUACAUAACUAUGUUAUCCCCCGUGAGAUUAAAAGUGUCAGUGAUAUGUUACAGAUGCCAAGUAAGUCUCAAAAUGACACAAAGUCACCAGUCACACAAAAGUUAACCAAAAAAGAGACUAAAUCACCUCUAACCAAGUUACCAGAUUUGCUUAUGAAAUACCAGUCGCUGACUGCUCUGUGGAAUAUCCUCUACCUCUGCGCUAUUUGCGACACGUUUACAGAUUCCUACGAUAAAGUCGUAGAGCACUGUCAAAACCACCUCACCAACAUGGAGAACUAUGGAGUGCUCAUAAUGAAAUGCGAGAAAUGCGACAUGAAAUUCGACAGUGAAUGUUACAAGCGGCAUUUAGAACUGCACGCCGAUAACAAGAUAAGCAAGAAAACCUUCCAGAUCUUGAAAUACGAGCAUUACAACCUGUUCUCGGAUAAGUGGUUUGACUUUAUUAAGUUGCCGGAAGAGCAGAAGUCACAGAUUGUCAGCCGGAGUAUAUACGGUGGGAAUAGGUGCGUGAAAAUGAAGCUGAUCCAGCAAGGACCCCCGGAAUACACCCUGUAUAAAUGCGAGAAGUGUCAGAACUGUGUGGUUGCGGACACUAUAGUGUACCACGUCAAACUCGCCAACUGCUGUAAGGCUCACAAAGUCCCGUGCUCCGUGUGUGACAUGACUUUUGCCAUCAGACGCGAUUGUGAAGAACAUGAAAGGAUCCAUGAGACAACUGGUCUCGGACUACAAUCCUUCAGAAUUGUCUCUUUCAACGACGCGAAUGAUGCCGAAGCUAAUAUAACGAUCAUGUCGUAUGACAAUGAAAACCAUGGAAGUAAGAGUAAGAUAUCAUUUACAGAUGACGAAAUUGCACCUAAAACUCCUAAGCUGAGUCAGAAUAGUGCCCCUCUUAAAUCGUUUGUGUUUUAUAAGUGUGCAGAAUGUCAGACGUGUAUUGCCCAUAUGAGAAAUUUUCCGAAACAUGCGUGCAAUAGCUUACCUAAGAGACAAUGUCCCUUAUGUGGAAUCUUGCAUAGUGCAAAGCAAUUUUCAAAGCAUCAAAACCUACAUAAGAAGUUCUCGUUUUCGAGAAAGAAUGUGAUAACAAAAACUAUCAAUAAAGAUGGAAAAGUAAUUAAUAUUAAAAAACAAACUCCAGAGAAGAAACAAAAAAAUAUAAACAAUACACAAAAUCAAACAAACGAUAAUACAGAUCAAAGACCGAAACUGUAUAAAUGCUUCUGUGGUUUACAUUUCACAUCACUGACAGCUAUUGAGAGGCAUUACAAAUCUAAAAAUUGCAGCACUGUUAUACGGGAGAAAUGCAGCCAAUGCAAUUUGGUCUUCGACCCCAUCGAGGUCGUGAACCAUCUUUGCAAGCACCACGCCCAAAACCAAGCCAAAACAUUCAACAUUAUCACGCCGAAUAAAAAGACUUUGUACAAAUGUGGUUUAUGUCACGUUCUUUUCUACCACAAGACGGCAGCUUUCCCUCAUAAAGCCAAAUGCACUGGGAAUUUCUGUGGGAAGAAAUGUGACAAGUGCGGCCUGGCCUUCGACGCCACCAGCCUGGCCACACACAUGGUCGACCACGAGCGCAACAAUAAGCUUAGAACCGACUGCUACGUAAUAGUUAAAAUUCCUGAUGAGACAAUUCCUGAAAUUGAAAAAGGACUACAUCCGAAAAUUCUUUAUAAGUGCAAGUCCUGCGACCUUCAUUUCUUAAGACGAAGUAGUGCUCGAAAUCAUAUAACGAAGCGUACCGACUGCGGCACUACAGUAACGGAGACUUGCAAGAUAUGUAAACGUAAGUUCCCGGCUAAAUCCAUAUUGAGACACGUGGCGUGGCAGCAUAAGAAACUGAAGAUCAAGGAAUUUAACGUUAGAGAACUCAUUUUUGGUGUUAACAGUAAAUUUCCUAAUGUCGUUCAAAAAAAAGAAAUGGUAAAACCCACAGUAAAUAAAGAAGAAGUGGUGAUCCCGCAAAAAUUGCCACUAGCAGUGACAUUAUACAGGUGCGUAAAGUGCAUGUUGCUUUUCACCGAUGAAAGUAGCCUGCUAACGCACCUUGAAGACAGGUGUAGUAAGGAGCUAACUGAUGAAUGUGAGGAAUGCAAUGUUAAAUUCGCUUCUAAAAAUAUCAGGGAUCAUAAUAGACAACAUGGUCCCGGGCUGGCUUUAUCCAUGACUAUCGUAGAAGAUGUACAGGCACCUCAAAUCCCUGACAAGGAAACAGAAAGAAAAUUAAGCCCAACUCCAUUAGAUCCAAAGGAACAUCCAGUCUACAAAUGCACAGUCUGCAAUUUGCAUUACGUAAACAGGAAUACACUAACGAAACAUGAAUGUAAACCUACCGAGGCUUUCAAAUGUGAAGUGUGUGAUCUUGCCUUCACCAAAAAGAGUCUAUUUCGUCACAAGCCAAUCCAUGAGAAACAUAAUAUCAAAAAAGAAGAUGUCGUCAUUUUAACGUUGGCUGAUCUUUUCAAAAUACCUGAAAGUUCUGACAAUAUUAUAACAGAAACUCGAGAUGACCAAAGUCCACAUCCUCCACCCCCGAAGAAUCAUAUACUAGAUAGAUAUGAUAAUAAACUGUACAAAUGCACAGUUUGCAAUAUUCAUUACCUAACCCAGGCCAGUCUUGAAAAACAUAAAGAAUGUAUUCCUGACGCCGGUACGAAAUGCGAAGUAUGUGACAUUGCUUUCACCAGUUACAGUCUGAAACGUCACAUAUUAAUUCACGAGAAAUACAAUUUCCAAAAAGAAGAUUUUGUUAUUUUAACUCUGACUGAUUUAGACCCCAGUUGGAUUAAACGCAGGGUACAGAACAAACAAGAAGUUGAGGAAAACACAUCUUUAGAUUCUAGUUCUAUACCAGAAUCUAAAGAAGUACUUGAGUCUGCAGAAAAGAUUGAACCUGACAAAGCUCAACAAGGAGAACCGAAGGAAGACACUCACGCUUCAAAUAUCACACACAUGUUAUACAAAUGUGCUGAAUGCAAUGUAUACUUUAAUAGACGAAUAACAUGCCACAAACAUAUCGUGAAUCACACUCCGUUAGACCCCAAAAAAUACAUCGAGUGCAAACUCUGUGGUUUCCAAUUCACCUUAAUGGGUUUGCCGGCUCACAUUAAGAAAAACCACGCAAAUUCAUUUAAUUUACAUGAAGUGCUAGUAGAAGAAUACAAACCUAACGAUAUCAAAACGCACGAAACGUAUUACGCUAGCGAAAAAGAUCAGUCUACAUUGGUAAGCACGAGUGAGGAUGUAAAGAACGAUUCUAAUAUAAGAAAAGAAAAUGAUUGUGAGGUUUCAAGCUGUAACGAAAUAGCGGAGAAUGUUGACUCUUCAGAUAACAGUAGUAAACAAGAUAAUAUAGAUAUAGAUAUUACAGGCAAAAGUCGAAGCAGCAAUGAUUUGGAAGAAAUUACAGAACCUAAUUCAAGUAACAUUAAUGAAAUAAUUGAUUCAUCAGAUAAUGGUACAAUGAUGAAUACAGAUAUUGCUGAUGAUAAAACUAAAGUAAAUGAUCGAGUUAGCAACAAUUUUGAAGACAUUACUGAACCUAAUCCAAAUAGUGAUGGACGAGUCGAAUCUUCUCCCAAUAACAGCACACAAGUAAAUGUAGAUGCUGAAGAUAAGACAAAAGUGAUUGGUCAAGAUAGUAAUUAUAAAGAAAUCAAUGAAUCGAACUCGAAAGAAGACAAAAGUAAUAGUUGACUCAUCGGAAAAAAUAGCAUACUUGUUAAUACAGAUGAUAACACAAAAAUAAAUAAUCAAAUUAAUGACGAUUCAAAUGAAAUAGCUGAACCUAUUUCAUGAUGGUAAUUAAAAAAAAACGUUAUGCACACUGCACAUAUUGAUUCCGUGUGGUUUGGCAGGACACUUGAAUCACACUAGUUUCGAGUGAUUAUUAAUGAUGUCUAAAUAAAAAGACUGAACGUUUUUUUAAGAUUUUUUUUAAUAAAAUUAAUAAUUACCUCAUCGAGUUUUCAAAAGUAUAAAUAAAUAUUCUGUUUUAUUUUUAUUAAUUUACUAUUUCACAAUACCCUCUACCCCAGAGACCUAUACAGGUGUAAAAAAAAUUGUUGCCAUCCGUUUAACCUUUUCGGCGCCUUGUCAAACACAAAAGCUGUCACUCGGACGCCACGUCACCGAAGUGUCAAAACUGAAAUUGAGCUUGAUGCAUAUUCAUGUAGGUCUAUGUUGCUCUGUGGUCUGUGACGGAUUAAUCCGUCUUCGGCGUUGAAACUACGGUGCGGAUAUAUCCGUCAUUGUUAUAUGUUUAUGAAAAAGUAUAAAAAAGUAGUUUUUUUUACAUUCUGUAUUACCUAUAGAAAGGUCUCCCAUUCCAUUUUAAAUAUUUAUUUUGACAAAUCAAAACCGCAUUUCCCUUGGUAAGGUUUGAUAUGUGGCCGGCUAGAGGAUACUGUGAACACUGUAUUUAUUCACUUUCUCACGACCUUGUUCGUAUAAAGGUGUUGUAUAUGAUCAUGAGUUACAACGCGAGUUUCAUUUUUUUUUAAAUCUAAAAUAAGAAGUUUAGGUUAAGUGAUUGUUUACAGAAUCAGUAAUGCUUUUAAUUUAAAAAAUGAAGCGGUGUCGAUUUUUUUAUACAAACUUUAUUCGGUUUUCUGACGACGGUGAGUGAAAAGCACUAAUCUUAGCAGUUUUUGACCGCCAAAGACGUCUAAUGACGCGCGCGGCUGCAGCCCAAUAUCAACCUUCGUGAAUACCGACAAGGUUCACGAUGACGCGCCACGUACGGUAGGAGUUGCCUUCAAAAAAAGGGACAAAUAAAAGUAUUCCUGCGUUCCAAGAAAUAAUCUGUACCCCUAGUGUAAAUUUAUUCGAUGGCUUAACGUGACGUACGCGUUUGCGGUAAGUCUCAUUUUGUAUGGGAUUUUGAGUUUCCAAAACGUUCCGCUUGGCGCGCUAAAUCCCAUACUAAAUGAGACUUAACGCAAAUCGAAAUCGAAUAAAUGUACACUAGGGGCUAUGAUGUUAUGUGUAUUUGUUUAUCCGUGAUUCUCUAUAAACCAGAUUUCAGAAUGACUUCUGCUGCUCUGCUAGUCAGAUUUUGAUACCGAUCACAUAAGAUCACUUUUCUCACUUUUAUUGCUAGUGUUUGAAGUGUUAUGAAAUUAAGAAUAAUUCUAGUUUUUAAUACAUUGUUGAUUACUAUGAGUAUUGAUAAAUGUAAUUUAAGUAUGCUGUUUGUUAAUUGUUUAAUAAACGGAUGAUUUUCC